UUGAAAAGCGUUCAGCGUUCAGUAGGUUUUUUCAGCUGCGAGACUUGGCUGUCAUGGAUCUUCAGUGGACUUCCAUUGAGCCACGUGGUACGAGUUAUCGACUGCUACUUAGUGGAAGGUCAUAAGUUUGUCACUAGAGCUGCAAUUGCGAUUGUUUAUAUUUGGGCGAAGUCGUUGAAGAAUCGUCCACAUGAAGAAAUGCAUGGCAAGUCGCAGGAAGAAAGGAUCGAAGAAGUGAAAACGGAGCUGGCUAAUACAGCAGCACAGAUGCAGAUAUCGACCGAAACUUUCAUUCAAACAGCAAUUCGGAUCAGAAAUCUGCAAAGUUCAAACGGCACACCGAUUGCAGCGACAGUUCGGAAAACAAGGUGGUUACAAUGA
Cooperia oncophora is the source of this 381-nucleotide messenger RNA. The record is from the annotation of a GenBank genome assembly. Lineage: Eukaryota; Metazoa; Nematoda; Chromadorea; Rhabditida; Trichostrongylidae.